AUGGCAGCAGCACCACGGUACCACUACGAGCCGCCACCGCGGCUUUACGUGGGCGUUGACUACCGACGGGACCCUCUGUUUUUCCGCAUUCCGUCCCCGCGGGGCCCGGUGGGCGGCAUGCCGUGUGAGAGCCCGCACCAGCAGCGGCUGGAGGAGGGGGCCCUGCAGUCUGCCGGCGCAACGGCAGUCGCAGAGGCGCCGCUCCCCGCUGUGGUGCACGACUCGCCCAACAGGACGUCGCGUGGAAAAAUGGCGCCGGACUGUCAUGUGCAAAAACAACAAGAGGGUGCUAUGAAUAGCAGCAGUGACUCACCGAAGAUUCCACGUUUGGAGGUACCGGGUCGUGACAACAACAACAACCAUGGGGCGGUGUGGCAGAGUGAUCUGCUCUCCCCACGGGCUUUAAACAAAAGGACCUCAUGUCAUCCUUCAGCCUCUGUCCACAAUGAUACACGUGGCAGGAAGAGUGAGGCCAUUGCAGCAGCAGCCCAAAGGCCCCGCGCCCGUUCAGCUGCCCUUGGGAGUGAGGCUCUAUCUCGUCUGCUGAAUGACGGCGCAGCCCAUACCCCGCGGCUCACACGUUCUGCAAUUCUACGUCGUGAGUUCAACGCUUCACACACGGUGAAUGGGGACUCUUUUCAGUCUCCUUGCGGAACCUCAAGCCGUUACUACUUCAACGUUCAGCGUAUUUCGCAGGAAAGAAGGGGCGGAAACCCCAUUCACAGCAAGGGGGCGGGUGUCCUUUUAGAAGGCACUUCUAUUUGUACUACCAUUGGUUUGGAAGCUGGCUACUCUUCUGGGCGUGUGAGGGAGAGCCCAUCGUGGGAUGAUAAGUCGUCACCACGAGAAGCGAGUGCUUCUGCAAAUGCUCGUGUAGUUCACACGAGAGGCAGACUUGGUGGUGCCGAGACGGCCAGCGGCCGAGUCAAGUCGUCACGCCAAUUCACACGUACAGAUCGUGCCACAAGGGCACCGCUUAGUGCAGUGGAUAGAAAUCGGCAGCACAGCCGAGAAACCCUAAAGGAGCGGGAGGGGGUGCCCCCUGUUCCGGAGCUGCGCGACAUCGUGCUGCGACUGCAGAGAACUCGAGGUGUUGGGGUUAGGAAUGAUACAGUGCAAGCAGAUGGUGCUGCGCAGAGUUCUGUGACGAGGGUGGGAACAAAAACUCAGCCAGACCCUGAUAUUUUGUACGAUCAGACGAUGGAGGAAGGGAGGGAACCCUCCGACUCUGCGCUUGAUCGACAGAACGUGCCUCCAGUUGGAGAAGAUAUAUUAUCCUUGACCGACAUCGUCAGGGAAAGUGACGUAACAGUGCUAUCUGAUAAUGCUGAGGAGCUGAACGAUGGGGACGCUCAGGAGGAUGAAUACAAUCAUUGCUGUAUCAGAGGUGGAGACAAUGAUGUCGAUGUUGUGGCUUCGCACGAGUCGCAGGAUUCGGCAGUGAACCCGGACGAUGCAAAGCCUCCCUGCGAAGGUGUGGAAGUAACUUCCGACCGGGGUGCUUCUGGUCCACGAGAGGGUACAGUGCCUCCAGUGGACAUGGUGGAGGCGGUCUACGACUUCUCCUCGGAUGCAUUUUCAGAAGAAACAGAUGUCACGCCACACAGCCUGAGUGGUGAAGAAAGAGACGUGUCCUCCCCGCCGCCGUCAUAUUGGCGUGAGGAGACGCUUCCUAUGGUGGAGGCGAAGGCAGCGUGUUCGUCGCCGUCGGAGCUGAGCGCGGAAGACGACAUGCCGCAGGUUAUUAACCCUGGGCGAUGGAGCGAAGGCAGGGCCACUGCCACCGGGUCUCCAGAUGCCGUUGCGUCGGUCGGUACUUUGUCGUCGCUCUCGGGACGCGAAUUGAAGGAGCGGGUGGCGUCAAUCCCUCGCUUCCUCAUCGUGGAGUACGCGGCGACACGGAAGGUAAGGCCGGCGCGCCUCCCGACGAGCACUACGCUGCCCAAGUAUAUGGCACUCCGGCGGCGCGUCCAAUUGGACUUGCUGGGGGAAUUUUUCCGCGACUGGCGUGCAUGGAGCACGCGCUCCAUGACGGCGCGGCGUGUGGGGGAGCGUCGAACGGAUCGCCUUUCUGACGGUAAUGCUGUCCAUUCCGCAUGCCCUGCAGCUGCGGCUCAAACAGCUGCUCCAGUUGGAAACAUCGCACCGCAAGAAACGCAGCAUGUGGUGUGGGUGGACCCGACUGAGGAGCGGUGCGCCACUCCUGCAGGCGCCGCUGCGCCGUUGAAAGAGAAGAAAAGCCCACCACCACUCUCGAGUAUCCUGCUGGAGCGUGCGCGCAUCCAGGAGAACUCCUGUCAGUACGGCGGCCCGAACCGAGCGACCGGCGCCGCACACGAAAACACAGACAGAUCGGAGAGCAGCAGUUUUUGCUCAACGUUGUCAACCGCAAAGGGGGAGAUUUCUGGAGAUGAGGAUGGCAGCCCCCUUGCUGGUGAUGGUGGGCGGCGUGUGGCGGAUGUGCAGCAGUGCCGACCUCCACGUCCGUCUACUCCUGUCAACUGCACCUCGCAAGGGAUGGAAGGUAUGCGCAGCCACACGUCCAGUCCUUCACGCGAUGUGUCGAGGGAGUCAUCGGAGGAGGAGGAGGGGGAGGAGUCGAAGCGGACGGUGGACAUAGGGGAACUUUCGCCCAUCACAGAGGAGCAGGCAGCCCCCCCUCAUAGAAUCAAGUACUACCAUUUUGACUUUUAG
Messenger RNA from Trypanosoma grayi, 2694 nucleotides. RefSeq lists its product as hypothetical. The transcript has a single exon. Bases 1 to 2694 code for a protein of 897 amino acids. Lineage: Eukaryota; Euglenozoa; Kinetoplastea; Trypanosomatida; Trypanosomatidae. The record is from RefSeq and is a predicted model, not a curated record.